AGACUCUGCUGCCAGAACACACUUGGUGAACAGGUGCUUCGGGGACUCGAUCGCGAUGCCUCGGGAGCAGAAGUUACAGUAACGAGCGAAUGGAGACUUCGAUAUUGGCCGUACAGUGUGAAUAGGAUAGAUCAUCAACCGCGGAAUGAUCGAGUGAUAGUGAUUAUUACGUUUAAGUGAGGCUUUUGCUUCGGACUGUUGUUUUGCUUACUUUUGCUCAGUUUCGCUAAUACAAUGAGUUGGCUUUUGUGUUCCUUGGUCCUAAUCACUUUUAAAUCAAGUGCUGGUCUAUACGUGGAGACCUUUACUCCCACAACCUGGAAGGUUAUCGAAGACACGGACUAAAACUUAACCUUAUCCUUGAGGCUCAACUCGAGCGACGUCAUCGAUGCCUCGCUCGAUCCGACGGCGACACAGCUGGAGGUCGUGGUGACGCCCGACGAGGAAUGGAAGCUCGAUUUCGUCAGCAGAAAUCUCCAGUUUUCCUUAGAUGAAGUUCUUAGAGAGGAAAACAAGAGCGUGACUUUCUCUGGGUAUUACUGGGGUCGCACUCGAAUUUCGCUCUACCUCCUUCACAACUACCUCGAUCUGAAGCCCUCGAAUGCGACGCUCCUGCGGGAUGAUCUCUAUAUCAUCGUGGACCGAAAAGCACUGAUCCUGGACUACGUGUUCAUAGGCGUCGGUUCCGUGUUCAUGCUGUUCAACAACGUAAACAUGGGCGCCCAGCUGGACCUCGAAGUGAUCAUCGGUGUGUUCAAGAGACCGCUUGGCCCCGCCUGCGGCUUCCUCUCCCAGUUCGUGUGCAUGCCUGUGGUGAGUUUUCUCCUGGGCUGGGCGUUUUUCACCAAUCCUCUGGACCGCCUGGGGCUUUUCACUCUCGGCUGUUGCCCCGGGGGGACUAUGUCAAAUUUCUGGACUUUGAUGUAUAACGGAGACAUCAAUCUCUCUAUCACCAUGACAGCUGUGUCCACUGUGGCAGCAAUGGGUAUGAUGCCUCUGUGGAUGUUUACACUUGGCCAGAAGCUCCUGAGUCAAAACAGCAACUUGAAAAUCCCAUUUGGUAACUUGGCUGGUUCUCUCAUCUCUCUCACCGUCCCUGUUAUCAUUGGGAUUAUCAUCAAGCACAAGCGACCCGAUUGGGCUAAAAAGGGAUCACGGAUCAUAAAACCUUUUACGUUCACCAUCAUUUUGUUCUUCAUGACGAUCGGCAUUUUCAACUCGUACAAGGCGUUCAUGAUGAUGACCUGGGAGAUGCCCGUCGCCGGCAUCAUCCUAGCCUUCUGCGGGUAUGCCUUCGGCGCCGUGUUCGCGAAGCUCUGGUGUCUCUCGAAGGAUAAGGUCAUCGCCAUCAGCAUCGAGACGGCGCUGCAGAAUCCUGGCGUGGCUUUCAUUCUCCUUAAGCUGUCUUUACCCAGUCCUGACAGCGAUCUGGCCACCUUGCCUGUUGUCGCGACAAUCAUGAUGACUGGCCCCCCUCUAAUGAUGGUCUAUGCCAUCAUUCUGCUUCUACGCCGGUUCACAAAUCUCCUUCCUGAUAAGAAGGGCCAGCAGAAGACCCUAGACUCGAGACCAAAGGAUGAGAAAGAAGGAGGACAGGAACAAGUGACAGUCGCAUUCUUACCGGAGGCUGACCAAGCUGAAUACACGAUGAGCCGGACGGAAGAGAAACUGACCCAACAUGCUAUCGUUCUUGAAGGCUUAACCAAAAAGAAACUGAUGGAAACAUAAAUCAUGAAAAAUAA
Penaeus chinensis is the source of this 1742-nucleotide messenger RNA. Its product is annotated as solute carrier family 10 member 6-like. NCBI's taxonomy places the organism in Eukaryota, Metazoa, Arthropoda, Malacostraca, Decapoda, Penaeidae. Bases 694 to 1728 code for a protein of 344 amino acids. The transcript is spliced from 7 exons. The record is from RefSeq and is a predicted model, not a curated record. Gene Ontology annotation, cellular component: membrane.